CCAGUCAGCUGAUGACGAUGCUGCCAGUGUGACGUAUAAUCUAGUGGACGGGACACUUCAACAACAACAGCGAGUCAGUCACUUCAGUAGCUUGCUAGGCGACAUGGCCUAAACAUUCAAGCUUUUUAGACUGUUUCAGUGCAUAUUUGCCUAUGUGUUUUAGACAUACUUCUGUUUUAUAGCGAGUUGCCCCAUUUAUUUUCAUAUUUACGUUGUUAGUCAGGCAGACGUCUUAAAUUUGCCUAGCGCUAGGCUAGUCGCUAAUGCUAACUAGCUAGCUAACAUCUCCGACCAUGAGCUCCCUAAACUUCUCCCCUCCAGUUAAAGAAGAGGUGAUCUGCUGGACGGAGAAAGAAGCUCUGGGGCUGAACAUUGUCGUGAAAGAGGAGGAGGAAGAAGAGGAUGUCACAGUAAAACAAGAAGUAGAGGGUGAGGCUGUUACAGUGAAAGAAGAAGAGAAAGACGUUUCAGUGAAAGAAGAGGAAGACGCGUUCAGAGUGAAAGAGGAGGAGGAUGUUACAGUAAAAGAAGAGGAGAAGGAUGUGAAAGAGGAGGACGCAGUUUUGGGAGUGAAGAAGGAGAAAGAGGGAGAGAUAACGGUCAUAUUGACAGAGAAGUCAGGAGAUCUGAUUACCACCAGAGAGAGACCAGACUCUGACAGCGGGAAGAGUUCCUCAGAGGAAACAGACCCAGAGACGCCUAACCAACACCACUGCUCCCACUGUGGAAAGAGUUUUAGGUGGUCAGGGAGUCUGAAAACGCAUGAGAGAAAACACACAGGAGAAAAGCCGUAUCACUGUUCUCACUGUGGAAAGAGUUUUAAGUUGUCAGGGAGUCUGAAAACGCAUGAGAGAAAACACACAGGAGAAAAGCCUUAUCACUGUUCUCACUGUGGAAAGAGUUUUAGGUGGUUAUGGGUCCUGAAAACGCAUGAGAGAAUACACACAGGAGAAACGCCGUAUCACUGUUCUCACUGUGGAAAGAGUUUUAGGUGGUCAAGGAGUCUGAAAACGCAUGAGAGAAUACACAAAGGAGAAGAACCUUAUCACUGUUCUCACUGUGGAAAGAGUUUUAGAUGGUCAGGGAGUCUGAAAACGCAUGAGAGAAUACACACAGGAGAAAAGCCUUAUCACUGUUCUCACUGUGGAAAGAGUUUUAGGUGGUCAGGGACUCUGAAAAAGCAUGAGAGAACACACACAGGAGAGAAGCCUUUCCAACAUACUAAUACACAGGAGGAGACAACAUACCACUGCUCUCAUUGUGGAAAGACAUUUUCCCAGUCAGAGGACCUGAAAACACACGAGAGAAUAGAGAGGCUGUGUUCUGACUUGUGUUUCUGACUGAGAAUUUGUCCACGGCCAGGAUUCACAGGACCAGGGUGUCCGCUAUGGACACCUGGAAGAAAUCAGCAGCGGACAUUUCUGAAGGUUUAUCCAACAGACCUGUACAUCCAGGAAUGGAUCUCUAUAAUGUGUAACUAUUUCUGAUGGUUUAUCCAACAGACCUGUACAUCCAUGAAUGGAUCUCUAUAAUGUGUAACUAUUUCUGAAGGUUUAUCCAACAGACCUGUACAUCCAUGAAUGGAUCUCUAUAAUGUGUAACUAUUUCUGAUGUAUUGUGAUGUAUUGUUUAAUAGAUGUACUAUGUUAGGUAUAUUUAUCUGUGGUUUUAUUUCAACAGAUUUUACUGAUGCUAUUAGAUUGUACUAUGUUAGGUAUAUUUAUCUGUGGUUUUAUUUCAACAGAUUUUACUGAUGCUAUUAGAUUGUACUAUGUUAGGUAUAUUUAUCUGUGGUUUUAUUUCAACAGAUUUUACUGAUACUAUUAGAUUGAAUAGAUAGAAAAAUCUAUAUAGAGCAUGUGCAAAUAAGGUAGGAUAAGAGAGGUUAGGCAAUAAAUAGACCAUGGUGGCGAAGUAAUUACAAUAUAGCAAUUAAACACUGGAAUGGUAGGGAAUGUGAAUGUGAAUAGCAGAAGAUGAAUGUGCAAGUAGAGAUACUGGGGUUAAAUGGAUUCAAUACCCCAUAAUGUCAAAGUGGAAUUAUGUUUUUGGAAAUGUUUACAAAUGUAAUUAAAAGCCUAAAUAAG
Molecule: messenger RNA, 2087 nt
Organism: Salvelinus fontinalis (brook trout)
Lineage: Eukaryota; Metazoa; Chordata; Actinopteri; Salmoniformes; Salmonidae
Product: zinc finger protein 32-like
Exons: 2
Coding region: 294-1340 (348 amino acids)
Biological process (GO): regulation of transcription by RNA polymerase II
Cellular component (GO): nucleus
Molecular function (GO): DNA-binding transcription factor activity, RNA polymerase II-specific; RNA polymerase II transcription regulatory region sequence-specific DNA binding
Source: RefSeq, a predicted model, not a curated record